UGUUAAUUUUUUUAUUUUCCUUUGAGACAACAGUAUAUGAAUGGUCAUGAACAUCCCGGUAAGACAAAGGUAUCCUAUGAUAUUUCCAGUUAUAAAUGGCUCGUUACAUUUUUUCGGUGCGUUUUAUUUCGGUUGCGCUUUGUACAUGCACUUCGUUCACCUCCGGGUUGUCGUCGCUAAUGGAUUAUUGCUGUUCCUCCAUGGUACGAAGUUCAUAGGAAUCUGGAGCGCUGUCGCACAGUUGGUGUAUCUUUUGUACUGUACGGGUCUAGAUUUGAAGAACAUCGUAAAGCCCGAAGACUCGCCGGACGCUUCGACAGUCGUCAAGGACUUCAUCCAAACUAGUCUAGUUUUCCCAUCUUCGUUGGUGUCGAGCGUCUCUUUUUGGAUAUUCUUCUGCAUCAACAAGAACAUGAUAUUCAAGAACGGCGAGAACCGUUCACCGUUAUGGAUAACGCAUUUGAUAUACUCUUACAACAUAAUAAUACAAAUUCUGGAGAUGGCGACUUCUUCACGAAAUUAUCCGAACAACACUGCAAGUUUUAUUGGGAUUUUUUCCUUUUUCGUCGCGUACGUCUUCUGGACGCACUUAGUCCAUUGGUAUACUGGAGAAUGGUCGUAUUACAUAUUAGAAAAAAUGAACUUACCAGUGAGAAUUUUAUUCUUCAUUUCUUUUUACAUUUUGCUCCAUACAGGAUACGUACUCGGGUACUUGUUUAAUUCUAUGCUGUGGGGUUCGGACAACGAAAGAAAAAUUCGCCCUAGAACUGAAAUAACUAUUGUGAUAUAAACAAUUUCUGUCGAGCUCACAAAUGCCAUUGUUUUAACA
Molecule: messenger RNA, 829 nt
Organism: Cimex lectularius (bed bug)
Lineage: Eukaryota; Metazoa; Arthropoda; Insecta; Hemiptera; Cimicidae
Product: androgen-induced gene 1 protein-like
Exons: 1
Coding region: 41-790 (249 amino acids)
Cellular component (GO): membrane; endomembrane system
Source: RefSeq, a predicted model, not a curated record